CUGCCAUUGUCCCUCCUACUACCUCCAUAACCCCCAUUGUCGCUUUUGCGCACCGCCAAAAUGUUCCGCACCGCUCCUCGUCUGGCUGGGUUCGUGUUCCGUGAGAACCGUGUCCCUUACUACCAGCGCCUUUUCCAGCAGCACGACGGCAAGCGCCAGUGGUGGAAGACUGAGCGCAGUGGUUACCUCAUGUGGCCCUACCUCAUCUCCGUCUACGGCAUGGGCAUCGCUACCACCUACGCUAUGGGUCGUAUGGUCUUUGGCCACAAGACCUGGUUCGGCAAGGCGUAAAUGCGGUCCUCGCCAACUUUGACACAGUGUACCUCUAUUUCUCUGAUAGGCAGCUAGAAAGAAAGAUAACUGACGUUGUAUAUAACUUUCUCCAAAGCGUCAAAGCGUUAAUACCUGCCUCGUUUUCUCUCGUAUAUUCCCGAGUACCCUGUGUCCCAGCCAUCGUCCGCUUGUUUCGGGUGGAUAGAGAAACAUUGACCAAUGAUCCGAGGAGAGGCAAGAUUGAGGGUGCCUGCAACUGUACACUGUCU
Messenger RNA from Aspergillus costaricaensis CBS 115574, 542 nucleotides. Its product is annotated as cytochrome c oxidase subunit 7. The coding region runs from base 61 to 291 and encodes 76 amino acids. The record is from RefSeq and is a predicted model, not a curated record. The transcript has 5 exons. NCBI's taxonomy places the organism in Eukaryota, Fungi, Ascomycota, Eurotiomycetes, Eurotiales, Aspergillaceae.